Ornithodoros turicata is the source of this 1896-nucleotide messenger RNA. It is a transcript of the gene CCT1, whose product is annotated as T-complex protein 1 subunit alpha-like. Gene Ontology annotation, cellular component: chaperonin-containing T-complex. NCBI's taxonomy places the organism in Eukaryota, Metazoa, Arthropoda, Arachnida, Ixodida, Argasidae. Gene Ontology annotation, biological process: protein folding. Bases 100 to 1749 code for a protein of 549 amino acids. The record is from RefSeq and is a predicted model, not a curated record. Gene Ontology annotation, molecular function: ATP hydrolysis activity; ATP binding; ATP-dependent protein folding chaperone. The transcript has 12 exons.
CUGGUACGACGGUGGGGCGUGGGGCCUUUUCUUUCGGCUGUUGUCAGUUAGUUAGGGCUAAGAUCUGAUCACUAGAGAACACGUUAUAAAAUAACUAUCAUGUCUGUAGGAACAGCGUUAGCGGUCUCUGGGAGGAGAACAUCUGGGGCACCAGUGAGGACGCAGAAUGUUAUGGCAGCAUGCUCAAUAGCGAACAUUGUGAAGAGCUCCCUGGGACCCGUUGGCCUGGAUAAAAUGCUGGUUGACGACAUUGGUGAUGUGACCAUAACAAACGAUGGUGCGACUAUCCUGAAGCUGUUGGAAGUGGAACACCCCGCAGCCAAGGUUCUCGUGGAGCUGGCCGACCUGCAAGACCAGGAAGUGGGAGAUGGCACUACCUCUGUUGUACUGAUCGCUGCUGAGCUUCUAAGGAAUGCGGACGAGCUGGUAAAAUGCAAGAUCCAUCCCACUUCCAUCAUCAGCGGCUACCGUCUUGCAUGCAAGGAGGCAUGCAGGUAUAUCCAGGAGCACCUCACCACCCCUGUAGACGAGCUCGGACAUGACAGUGUUGUGAAUGCUGCGAAAACAUCCAUGUCAUCAAAGCUCAUUGGAACGGACUCUGACCUGUUUGCGAACAUGGUAGUUGAAGCAGCCAUGGCCAUCAGGGUGUCCGAUGGGAAAGGAGGUUACCGUUACCCCAUCAAGGCUGUCAACGUUCUCAAAGCCCACGGCCGUAGUGUCAGGGAGAGUACUCUGGUUCACGGCUAUGCUCUCAACUGCACGGUCGCAUCUCAAGCCAUGCCAAAGAAGAUUACAAAUGCAAAGAUCGCAUGCUUGGACUUCAACUUGCAAAAGGCAAAGAUGCAUCUUGGAGUGCAAGUCUUGGUGACAGAUCCAGAGAAACUUGAAGCCAUUAGGCAAAGGGAGAUGGACAUUACGAAGGAACGCAUCCAGAAACUGCUGAAUGCUGGUGCCAAUGUUAUUUUGACAACGGGUGGCAUUGACGACCUCUGUCUCAAGUACUUCGUUGAGGCUGGUGCCAUGGGCGUUCGUCGCUGUAAGAAGCAAGAUCUGCGUAGAAUUGCCAAGGCCACUGGAGCUCAGUUGCUGGUAAGCCUUGCUAAUAUGGAAGGAGAAGAGUCUGUAGAUCCAAGCAUGCUAGGAGAGGCAGAAGAGGUGGUGCAGGAGAGAGUGUGUGACGAUGAGCUCAUCUUGAUCAAGAAGCCCAAAGUGCAAACGGCCAGCUCCAUUGUUGUUCGAGGCGCCAAUGACUUCUUUGUGGACGAAGUGGAGCGCUCGAUCCACGAUGCCCUCUGCGUGGUGCGUCGGGUGCUUGAGUCGAAGACAGUGGUUCCAGGAGGUGGCGCCGUGGAAGCUGCAUUGUCCAUCUACCUGGAGAACUUCGCAACUUCUCUGAGCUCUCGUGAGCAGUUGGCCAUCGCAGAAUACGCGCGCUCCCUCCUCGUCAUUCCCAAGACUCUGGCCAUCAAUGCCGCCAAAGAUGCAACCGAUCUGGUUGCCAAGCUCCGGGCAUAUCACAACAGCUCGCAGACCAAGCCUGAGCAUGCACAGCUAAAGUGGGUUGGUCUAGACCUGCUCGAAGGCACAGUACGUGAUAACCGCAAAGCAGGCGUGCUGGAGCCAACAGUGUCGAAGGUAAAAUCCCUCAAAUUUGCCACCGAAGCAGCGAUAACCAUCCUGAGGAUCGAUGACCUGAUCAAGCUGGAGCCUUCACCCAAUGCACCAGACCCAAGAGACGAGUGCAUGUGAGGCAUUGUGUCCCACAGUUUCUUGCGGUGUAACUUAACAUGCUUGUUUUACAUCACCAUUUAUUUAACGGCAUUGUUGUAUAAGUUGCCUUUUUUUUUUAUAAAAUACGAGCAACACUUCGCAAAUAAAGGCAAUUAUUUUUGUUCA